CCCCCACAACUCUCCGCUCUCUCUCUCUCUCUCCCCCCGGAAACGCUCAUUCUCUCUCUUAGAAAAACAGAAAUUUCCCCCUCUCUCUCUAGAAUUUUUUGUUCUCUCUCUCUCUCUCUCUGAAAUUCAGCAGGACACGCCGGAGAAAAAUGGCGCAGAAGACCGAGAAGGAGGAGACGGAGUUUAAAGUUCCUGAAACUCUGACUCUCUGCGUCAAUAACUGUGGCGUUACCGGCAAUCCUGCAACCAAUAACAUGUGCCAGAACUGCUUCAACGCCACCACGGCUACCUCAUCAUCAUCUACCAUCACCACCGCGGCGACGACAGCUGGUGGCGUCGGUGUUGGUGUUGGAGGUGGAAACGGCGGUAGCGGGAUCUUGAAGUUUUCUUCCUGCGAGAAAACUGCAAGAUCUACCUCGUCUUCUCGUUCAACAGACAGGUCCGAUUCGUUUACGACGACUAGCCGGAGCAUUUCGUUGGAUCGGAGAGAAGGAGAUGUUUCGGCGGAGAAGAGGAUCGUGAACCGGUGCUCCGGAUGUCGAAGGAAGGUCGGGUUGACCGGGUUCAGAUGUCGAUGCGGAGAGCUAUUCUGCGCCGAUCAUCGGUACUCCGAUCGCCACGAUUGUAACUUUGAUUACAAGGCCGCCGGUCGCGAGGCCAUCGCCAGGGAAAAUCCGGUCGUCAAAGCAGCAAAGAUCGUCAGAGUUUGAUUCGUGAAGAAGAAGAAAGAUACGAAACGUUUUUCUUAAGCUGGAAAAAUUCGAGAUCGAACUCGAUCUCAUCUCACACGUCUGUUCCUGUUCUUAAAAAUGAUAAUAUUUUCAUUUUCAGCAAGAAAAUUAAGAGAGAGAAGAGAAGAAAUAUUUAUUUGGAUCGAUGAUUGAAUCUAGAAUUUCUCUCUCGUUGUUCGUGUUCGAUCGAUUGAAAAUUUUUUUCUUUUUAGUUUUUUUUUUUCUUGUUAAAUUAUUGAGAAGCUAAAGAUUAUUGUGGCGUAUACUAUUAUGUUGAAUGAAUCAGAAUUUAAUUUUUCAA
This is a messenger RNA of Carica papaya (papaya), 1032 nucleotides long. NCBI's taxonomy places the organism in Eukaryota, Viridiplantae, Streptophyta, Magnoliopsida, Brassicales, Caricaceae. The record is from RefSeq and is a predicted model, not a curated record.